Messenger RNA from Populus trichocarpa (black cottonwood), 2073 nucleotides. Its product is annotated as transcription factor HBI1. The transcript has 7 exons. Gene Ontology annotation, molecular function: DNA-binding transcription factor activity; protein dimerization activity. Bases 280 to 1449 code for a protein of 389 amino acids. Gene Ontology annotation, biological process: regulation of DNA-templated transcription. Lineage: Eukaryota; Viridiplantae; Streptophyta; Magnoliopsida; Malpighiales; Salicaceae. Gene Ontology annotation, cellular component: nucleus. The record is from RefSeq and is a predicted model, not a curated record.
UAUCUCUCUUCUUUCUCUCCUUCAUUUCUCUUAUCUUUUCAUUCCCUAUAUAUAUCUUCUGCUAUAAAUAUCUUCACAUUUAUUUUAGAUUGAGACUUAACAUCUCUCCUUUUAAGCUCAUUACCCAAUUCUAUCACAAAUACCAAAAUAUACCCACCAUUGCUUUUCUAGCACAUAUGUUUUCAGGGCUAGUAACAUAGUGGAGUGGUUGAGGUUUUUUGUUCAAAGGUUUUUAGCCUUCAGGAAUUAGGACAUCGUUCGAUAGUAUCACAUAAACUUAUGCUGUCUCAAAAACACACCUUUUGCAUGGACAUGACUGUGUUAGAAAGACAGCAAGCAAGGUUCAAAUGGCUGCUGCUGCUGCAGCAGCAGCAGAACAAUUAUGUGAACCAAUACAAUUCCCUUGAAUCAUGUUCGAUGCCUACUGACCAGUUUCAUGGUUUCGUUGAUCAUGAGUCAAUGAAUGGAGAUAUAAUUGAUUGGAAGAAGAAGCCUGAAAUGUAUCUGGGGAACAAUGAUUUGCCAAAAUAUGGUGGUUUUUCAUUAAAUGGCACUGGGUUGGUUGCUAAUAAUAGGAUGGAUUUUGGACAAGCAGAGGUAGCGGGAUCUGUUGAGAUUGAUCGUUGUCUUUCAAGGACUUCUAGUUGCCAAAUUGGGGUGGUGGAGGCUGCGAAAAUAGAGGAGAAGGUGGUAGCAAUAAAGGUGGCAGAAGAUUUGACCUUGAUGGAAAAUAAGCAAUCCAACAAUGGUAAUGGAGACAAUUCAAAUAAGAGAAAAGCAGAGUUUGUUGCAGCAGAAGAGUGUGACAAUAAGAUUAAAGAAGUAGAAGUCGACUCCAAGGUCAAAGAGAAAAGCAGUAUAGGAAUUUCUGCAGAUUUUUCAAAGGAAAAUCAGCAGACUUCAGCUUUACCGAAGACAGAUUAUAUUCAUGUCCGGGCACGUCGUGGCCAGGCUACUGACAGUCACAGCUUAGCUGAAAGAGCCAGGAGGGAAAAGAUUAGUAAGAAAAUGAAAAGUCUGCAAGAUCUAGUCCCUGGAUGCAACAAAAUAACAGGCAGGGCCGGAAUGCUUGAUGAAAUCAUCAAUUAUGUCCAAUCUCUUCAAAGACAAGUAGAGUUCUUAUCCAUGAAACUUGCUGCUCUAAACCCAAGGCCAGAAUUCAAUAUCGACAACUUUUCUGGGAAAGAGUUUUCUGCUUACGUAGAGAGUUUUCCAGCAGCCAGUAUGCCAUCAACAAUUUCCAAUUUGACCCACAUUCAACCAAAUCUAAUGCAACGACAGGCAACAAGCAGCGAGCCAAAAGCUUUGACAAAUCCUCCCCAACUUGUUCCAGUAAAAACUACAAGCUCUUCAGCAUUCAUCAAUGACCUAUGUCUUGAUCCAUUAGCUCAAGUUCAACCUUUUUGGGAUGCUGACUCACAAAACCUUCAAAAUCUGGGGUUCAAUUAAAGUUAAUCAACUUCUCUUUUCUUCUUCUUCAACAUUCACAGGCGUCUUCCGAGGAAUCUAUCAGUCUCAGACCAGCGAUGUAAUUUUGGAAACUAAUCAGCAUCUCAAGAAUUCAGAUUCAAUAAUUCAGAAAUUCUGAUUAUUCCGGGCACUGUAAAUAUUUCCCUCCACACACGUAUAGAUGGAUGUCGCAAAAACCAUCAUUAAUUCUUACCAAUCAAACAAUCAAAUUUCUUACAUUGCAAGACUAAAGAUAUCCAAUAUGUCUGCAUCUAUGCACUUGGAAAUUACUGUUGAUAUGCUUCUUGUGCUCUUGUACGUUGAAAGAAAAAUAGGACCUCAUGAUUGGUACUAUAAGAAAGGUUGAUAGGAAAUAAAAAUGAUAGAGGACCAUGAACCAUGGUUGGUUCAUUAAAGCAAAGUGGGGGCAAGGAAAGCUGAAAGAAAAGGGAAGGAGCUUGUUGUUGGAACGGAUGAGCUGGCUAGCUUAGGCUGCUUAGCAGAAGAAAGCAAAAGAAAGCCAUUUGUUUAUAGGACCACAAACCACUGGCUUGAGAAUGUUGUGUCUGUAACUGUACGUAGCUGAAAUCCAUAAUGAGUAUUUGGUAUACUGUGUUGUAAAAA